UCUGACUCUACCGAGAUGAGCGCCGGGGAUCCCGCCGGCGAUGCGGGGCCCAGCUCCCGCGGCGGCGCCAGAGGCGGGGCAGCCGCGCGUCCUCGGCGGUUCCCGACGGCGGCGCAGCCGGAGGUCAUGCGCGCGGCGGAGAAGGACGACAGCUAUGCCGCCCACGUCACCGAGGCUUGCCGCGACGCCUUCCGCCACCUCUUCGGUACCAGGGUUGCCGUUGCUUACCAGAACGAGAUAAAACUUCUUGGCCAGUCCCUUUAUUACUUGCUGACAACAGGCUCAGGCCAGCAAACACUUGGAGAAGAAUAUUGUGAUAUAUCUCAGGUUGCAACUUCACAUGGACUUCCGCCCACACCUGCUAGGCGGAUGCUUUUCAUUUUGUACCAAACUACCGUGCCCUAUCUUGCUGAAAGAAUCAGUUCGAGAAUUGUCUCCCGUGGUAUUUACCUCGAUGACUCUCAGCUUGAUUAUCAUCAUGAAAGUGAUAGCUCUAGUAGAGGCAUUGCACAAUCGUCUACAAACACAGAUGACUCUUCAGCAAGCUUGAGUUUUUCCACCCUUUCAAGGUUGAGAAGCAGAGCUCAUGACUUUGGGCUCUGGAUAGUUCAGAAAUGGCCUUCGAUGCUGCCGCUUGGUCAAGAUUUUAUACAGUUGGCUAUCCGGACAAACCUGAUGUUCUUCUAUUUUGAAGGGUUAUAUUAUCAUUUAUCGAAGCGGGGAGCUGGCAUUCAUUAUGUAUUCAUUGGUAAGCCAAUGAAUCAGAGACCUAGGUAUCAAAUAUUGGGCAUCUUCUUGCUGAUUCAGUUGUGUAUUCUUGGUGCUGAGAGGCUCCGAAGAAGUAACUUGUCAUCAAUAGCUAGUUCCAUUAAUCAAAUUUCAUCAGGAAGCUAUCCUUUGUCUACUGGUCGGACUGUCCCUGUUCUAAAUGAAGAUGGAAAUAUCAUCAGUGACAUCCGCCAUGGUAAAGCUGUAGAUAUGGCUUCUGGUUCAGAGGCGUCCAGUAGCAAGAGCAAAUGCACACUCUGUCUGAGCACCCGCCAGAACCCUACUGCCACAACCUGUGGCCAUGUAUUCUGCUGGAACUGCAUAAUGGAGUGGUGCAACGAGAAGCCGGAGUGCCCCCUAUGCAGAACCCCUAUUACCCAUUCAAGUUUAAUUUGCAUAUACCAUUCGGAUUUCUAGCACAUCGUUACUCGCGGUAGCAAGGGAUCUUGUGGUCCCCCACAGGCUCCAUGCCUUCAUCAAGGCGGAGAUACAUUUAUUUAUGCCAAAAGAAGAACGGGUAGAAGCCUGUCCGCUGAAGUUGAAAAACAGCCGGGCUGUAGAGAUCAUCAAUAGCGCCAAUGACCCAUCUGGAAAACAAACAAAAGGAGAAGUUGUAGUGCCAACAGAUACCCUUGUACAAGUACCAUUGUUGUCAGACACAAGUGAAUUUUGUAGGGUAGAAUAAGGAAUGACUAGGAUCCUAGUAGAGCAAUUGAGCAAUCGGAUGCUAUGUUUUGUUCUCUGUACACCUUCUCAGGCUGUAUCUCUUGUAUCCCCAUGUAUACUGAUAUGCUUGUACCCCCAUGUAAUCCUGCCACAUCUGAAUUGAACACUUACAUGGCAAUCUGA
Molecule: messenger RNA, 1617 nt
Organism: Lolium rigidum
Lineage: Eukaryota; Viridiplantae; Streptophyta; Magnoliopsida; Poales; Poaceae
Product: peroxisome biogenesis factor 10
Exons: 11
Coding region: 16-1185 (389 amino acids)
Biological process (GO): protein import into peroxisome matrix
Cellular component (GO): peroxisomal membrane
Molecular function (GO): zinc ion binding
Source: RefSeq, a predicted model, not a curated record